UGAUAAAACAAAUCCCAUAAAGCUAAGAUCAUAUACAGCUUUAUCCUCUCUCUCUCUCUCUCUCUCUCUCUCUCUCUCUCUCUCUAUAUAAAACCCUGAUUCUCAUUUGGACACACUACUCAGAACAACUAUAGUAACAUCCUGCAGAACAAUGCCUAGCACUUUAUUUCAAUCCCCUAAUGUAGAGAUCUACUCCAGAAGGCUUCUGCUUCAGACCAAACUCACCACACAACCCUCGGCGGUCGAAAAGCGGGUCUCGGACGUUGGAGACGGGUCGGAAUUCGGCGAAUUCGGAAGCAAAUUCGACAACAAUGCAGUCAUGAUCCUCGCCGUCCUCCUCUGCGCCCUCAUUUGCGUACUGGGGCUCAAUUCCAUCGUCCGGCUCACGUUCCGGUGCUCGAGCUGUGUGUUGCUGGGGCAUGGGCAUGAGCCUGAGCCUGAUCCUGAGCCUGAGCCUGAGCCUGAACCCAACCAGGCGGCCAGACGAGCCCAAACCGGUUUGAAGAAGAAAAUCCUCGAAGAAAUGCCGGUUCGGGUCUACUCGACCGGCCUAAAGAUCCAGGGCGCGGAACCAGAAUGCGCGAUUUGUCUCACGGAGUUUGAGUGUGGCGAGCCGGUUCGGGUCCUGCCCGGGUGCGACCACGCGUUCCACGUCAAGUGCAUAGACCGGUGGCUUCUGGCGCGGUCGUCGUGUCCGACGUGCCGACAAUGCAUGUCGGGUGCAGAGAACGAGAGGUCCGAUUGCGACGAAAUGAAUCGGUUGGGUUCGGAACCGGUUCGGUCGGUUUUGGUUCCGCUUGAACCGGAGGGUUUCACUACCGAUUACGAAUUUUAGAGC
Molecule: messenger RNA, 838 nt
Organism: Ananas comosus (pineapple)
Lineage: Eukaryota; Viridiplantae; Streptophyta; Magnoliopsida; Poales; Bromeliaceae
Product: RING-H2 finger protein ATL73-like
Exons: 1
Coding region: 152-835 (227 amino acids)
Biological process (GO): protein ubiquitination
Molecular function (GO): transferase activity
Source: RefSeq, a predicted model, not a curated record